AGCAACGGCUGUGCGCUACAGAGAGAGGUCUGGUGAGGGAGCGAUUUUUCAUGUCUGCUUAGGUAUUCUCCCUACAGGCAGGAGCAGAAGGCUUCUUCUAAUUAUUGGAAAGGCUGUCCCUCUACCUGUCUGUGGGUUUGGUUUUUUCUGCUGAGGUGUCCCUACCAAGCUGUCACCCUGAAGUUUCUGGCUGUCUUACUGGUGGCAGGAAUGCUUGCAUUCCUGGGUGCCAUCAUUUGCAUUAUUGCCAGUGUCCACCCGGCAGCCAAAGGACCUGUCCUUGGUGCUGAAAAUGAAUCUGCAGCCACAGCUCCAAAUGAGAAGAGCUUAGGAGCCCUACAUGGUGUCAAGAACCUGUAUGGAUCAAAGGAUGCCAUCCUGGACCUGUCUGGUGCCAAGGCACAGGGUGUUCCGAGCUUCAGCAGGCUCCUGUGCACUCCCCUGGCCAUGGAGUGCCCCUCUGAUGUGCAGAGAGAUUCCCCCCAGCCUGCGGGAGAAGAGAUCCUCUCCAUGCAGAACACGGCAGAGCAGCUGAGGCAGACGGUGCUGCAGCAGAAGAAACAAAUCGUAACGGAUCAAGAGGCCAUCAGGGAGUUGACCGGAAAGCUGAGCCGGUGCGAAAACGGACUAGACAAGGGCUUUAAGGAGGGUUCUGAUGGAUGGGGAACCAAAGAAGGUGCAAUGGGAGAUUUGCCCCUCGAUUCUCCCCAGGCGGUGCAAGAACUGGAGGAGGCCGUCAGAACUCUGAAGGAUCGGAUUGAGAAAAUCGAGCUGGAGAUUCAACAGCGUGUGAACAACAUAUCCUUUCCAGCUUCUACUGUUGCUUCCCCUCUUCAUGGACGGGACUCGCUUCAGUGGAACUUGCUAGAGCUGGAAGCUCAGCUGUUGGCCAAGUUUCAGGAGCUAGAGAAAGAGCAGUCAACAGCAUCUGGGGAGAGAGACAAGCAGGAUAUUGAGAAGGAGCUAAGCAUAUUGCAGAAUCGUAUAGCAGAACUGGAACAGGGUUUACCUGGUUACAAUCCAGAGAACUUCAAGCUCAGCUUCCCAGUCCGUACAAACUAUAUGUAUGGUCGAUUGAAGAAAACUCUGCCGGAACUUUAUGCCUUCACCAUGUGUGUGUGGCUGAAAUCCAAGGCCUCCUCUGGGUCUGGGACACCUUUCUCAUACUCUGUCCCAGGGCAACCUAAUGAGAUUGUGCUGCUGGAAUGGGGACAUAAUCCAAUGGAACUUCUUAUCAACGACAAGGCUACACAGUUACCUGUCAGCUUGAAGGAUGGGAUGUGGCAUCAUAUUUGUGUGGCUUGGACUACACGAGACGGCAUGUGGACAGCAUUCCAGGAUGGCAAGAAGAAAGGAUCUAAUGAGAACCUGUCUGCCUGGCACCCUAUUAAACCAAAUGGUGUCAUAAUAUUUGGACAGGAGCAGGACACAUUGGGGGGACGGUUUGAUGCCACCCAGGCAUUUGUUGGAGAGGUGGCACAGUUCAACAUGUGGGAUCGAGUUCUCACCCUGAAUGAAAUAGAGGGCAUUGCCAACUGCACAUCCCUGCUUUCUGGGAACCUUAUACAGUGGGACAACCGCCAGGUAGAGGUUUUCGGAGGAGCCACAAAGGGCACAUUUGAGAGCUGUGAGGAGCGCCUGGGUCACUAAAAAAAAAAAAUCAGCCUCAAACUCCC
This is a messenger RNA of Spea bombifrons (plains spadefoot toad), 1676 nucleotides long. RefSeq names its product neuronal pentraxin receptor (gene NPTXR). The transcript is spliced from 5 exons. Lineage: Eukaryota; Metazoa; Chordata; Amphibia; Anura; Pelobatidae. The coding region runs from base 211 to 1650 and encodes 479 amino acids. The record is from RefSeq and is a predicted model, not a curated record.